Mauremys mutica (yellowpond turtle) is the source of this 949-nucleotide messenger RNA. RefSeq names its product transmembrane 4 L six family member 5 (gene TM4SF5). The transcript is spliced from 6 exons. The record is from RefSeq and is a predicted model, not a curated record. Gene Ontology annotation, cellular component: membrane. Lineage: Eukaryota; Metazoa; Chordata; Testudines; Geoemydidae. Bases 163 to 762 code for a protein of 199 amino acids.
CACCGGGCAGCGGCCCCCCCAAAUCCUCCGGCUCCAGGCAUCAGGUGCCCCAAAUCCUCUGGCUCUGAGCGUCGCCCCCCGCAACUCCUCCGGCUCCGGGCAGCGGCUGCCCCGAUCUCCCCCCGGCUCCGGGCACAGAGAGGCGCCUCCCCUCCCCGAGCCAUGUGCACGGGGCGCUGCUCGCGGCUGGUGGGGCUGGCGCUGGUGCCCAUGGCGCUGGGCUGCAUCGUGGCCAACGUCCUGCUGAUGUUCCCCAACGGGGAGAGGGGCUGGACCGAGCACCUCGCCCUGCAGGUCUGGCUGAUGGGCGGCCUGGCCGGCGGGGGGCUCAUGGUUCUCUGCCCCGGGCUCUCGGCCAUCCGCGCCGGGGGGAAGGGCUGCUGCGGAGUCGGAUGCUGCGGGAACCGGUGCCGGAUGCUGCACUCCGUGUUCUGCUCGCUAUGGGGCGUCCUGGGGGGGUUUUACUGCCUGGUCGUGUCCGCCACCGGCCUGGCCAAGGGGCCCGUCUGCCAGGAUGCUGAGGGGAAAUGGGGGUCGCCCUUCCAGGACAUCAGCGAGAACUACCUGGCGAACCGGACGCUGUGGGAGCUCUGCGUGACCCCGCCCCAGGCGGUGCUGUGGCACGUGGUCCUGUUCUCCGUCACCCUGGGGCUCGGGGCCCUGGAGCUGGCCCUGUGUGCCGUGCAGGUGGUCAACGGGCUGCUGGGCACCGUGUGCGGGGACUGCCGCAAGCCGGCCGAGCGCCAGGGCGAAGGUCUCUGAGCUGCUGAGGGACCCCGAAAACCCAGUUUCUGGGGGAUCGUUCACUCCGUGUCACCCCCCCCCCGGGCAGUCUCUCCACCUGGGGGGCUGUGAGAUGCCUGGGCCCUUUAUGGCAGGGGCUCCAGCCAGGCCCCCCCCGAGACCGCGCUCCCCCCCCGCUGCCCCCAGCCCUCCCUGCCCCCCCAAG